AUGGCUGCGACAGCAUCGGCCCACGCCUCAUUCGGUGUCAUGUCCGUGCCGCGACUGAGCGCCUCGAGGGAGAUCGACGCGCACCGGGCCGUCGCUGCGGCCGCGCCCGGACUAGUGCCACGCGUCAUAAAUUCGUUCGUCACUGCGGACGACGAUGUCACGGCCGGUGCGCUUUUCAUGGAGUAUUUGCCGCCCGACGAGUACGUGCUGUACGAGACCCUGGACCCGCUCACGCCGCGGCAUCUGUUGCUGGCUGUGCAAGCCGUGGAACGUUUCCAUGCGGUCGGCUACCGUCACGGCGACCUGCACUUUAAAAACAUUCUGUGGAGUGUCAAGGCACAGAGCGUUAAAAUUAUAGACCUCGAGACGGCGCGCCCGGACGACGACCCGUGCCGCGGCCGGGACGAUGGCCGAUGCGACGACGCCAUCUCCGUGACUGCGUGGGAUCUCAAGGUGUCGUCGGCGGACUCGCGUCAGUUUUGGGACAGCGUCGCCGCGUUCCUGGGUGAGUAUGGCCGAUACUACGAUCUGAAUUUUUUGAGGGACUCGAAGCCCCUCGUGAAAGCCCGACGCGUGGCCCCGAGGGUCGCGCGACGGCGCGGCGUGUUUCUCGGCGCGGCCGAGGCAUUGACCCGGCAGCGGCGCUACGUCCGACGCUUCGAGGCCGUCCAUGGCUCCGUCGAUAUCGUCCGCCACUUGGCGGGGCCGAGGGCUAUAAAGCUUUACCGCCGGCGGCUCGAGCCUCAGGGCGCCGUCUACACGCGGUCGAUAAUGCUCGUGCGCCGCGGAGUGCUCAAAGUCGCGACGGUCCACGGCAAGCGCGACGUGUGGCCCGAGUGGGAGGCUCAGGCCGAGGUCCACGCGGCCGCGCCCGAUCUGGCCCCGCGGACGAUGGGCUACGUGGCCAUCGACGACGUUGAUCAACCGACGACGACCUUCGUGGGACUUUCGGAGCGCGUCGAGGGCACGCCCCUGAGCGAGCUUGACUUGCUCCGGCCCCUCCAUUUGCGCCUCGCGUCCGCAGCAUUGGAUAGGCUGCAUCGGCUCGGAUUCCGUCACGGCGAUGGGCACCUCGGAAAUUUUAUCCUCGGAAACGAUGGCACGACGAUCCGCAUCAUCGACUAUGAACAAGCUGCCCGGAACGCCUCGUGCGCGCGGGACGGCUGCGCCGACAAAAUUUUCCUAACGAAAGCCGACGUCGAGCACCUGCGCAACGGCACCUCCCUAUCAAUGCGUGAAGCGUGGCACAGCGCAGGCGCGGCGCUCGGCGCGCGGCGAGGCGCCCACUCCUCGCUGAGACGAUUCUUCCUGGACCUGAGACGGACGGGGCGCGGAAGGCCAAACUAGUCACAUCACGUAAUACUUAAGAUCAUCA
Molecule: messenger RNA, 1375 nt
Organism: Pelagomonas calceolata
Lineage: Eukaryota; Pelagophyceae; Pelagomonadales; Pelagomonadaceae
Source: the annotation of a GenBank genome assembly